This is a messenger RNA of Mytilinidion resinicola, 1335 nucleotides long. Its product is annotated as Cloroperoxidase. Gene Ontology annotation, molecular function: peroxidase activity. Bases 1 to 1197 code for a protein of 398 amino acids. The transcript has 5 exons. The record is from RefSeq and is a predicted model, not a curated record. Lineage: Eukaryota; Fungi; Ascomycota; Dothideomycetes; Mytilinidiales; Mytilinidiaceae.
AUGGCGCACCUUCACAAACGUGCACUGCCACUUUCUGCGAACGAGGGCAAUUCUGGUCCUAUUGACAGCCUUACUUUUGACGCUGGCGCACAGUUCGUUGACGUCCGCCCCGGUACCACCAACGAAUUCAAGUCUCCAGGCCUGAACGAUUUGCGUGGGCCAUGCCCAGGACUUAAUGCUGCAGCAAACCAUGGCUUUCUUCCCCGCACGGGAAUCACUUCAGUUCAGACGACGGUCGAUGGACUGAGUAAGGCGUACGGUUUCGGACCAGAGUUUGCAGCUGCUCUGAGUGCCAUUGCAAUUGCGUUGACUGGCGACCCUACAGGCCUAACUUGGUCGAUCGGGGGACCCUACCCUCCGGCGCUACUGGGAGGUGUGAUCACCAAUCCGGAGGGAAUAUCUUACUCGCACAACGCGUACGAGAGUGACGCUUCCCCUACCAGGGACGACGCUUAUCUCAACAACGGUGACGCGUAUACCUUGGACCUGUCUAAAUUCAAAGCGCUCUACAGCACGGCCAAUGCCAACGGAGAGUUCACCCUUGACAUCCUCCGCAACCACAACAAGCAAGUUCAUGACUAUUCCGUCCAGCACAACCCGUACUUCUUCUCGGCGCCGUUCGCCGGUCUUGUUCCUCCGAUCGCCCAUCAUUUCGUCGUCAACUUGAUGUCGAACCACUCCGCCGCAAGGCCAAACGGGUUUCUCACAAAGGCAGUUCUGAAGUCGUUUUUCGCCAUUUCAGGGCCAGACAACAAUCUCGUCUACAACAAGGGCCAAGAACGCAUUCCACUCAACUGGUACCGUCGCCCGUUGACGAACCCCUAUGACGCCGCUGCUGCAGCCGCCGACGUCGCCAUCCUCGCAACAAAAUACCCCGACAUCGUCGAAGUCGGCGGCAACACCGGCACCGUCAACUCGUUCACCGGUGUAGACGUCGGUAACAUUACGGGUGGUGUAUACAACGCGAAAAGUCUCCUCGUGGGCAACAACGCAGCUUGCUUUGCUUUCCAAGCCGCACAGCAGGCUAUUCCUGGUGUCUUGAGCGGACUCGUGGCCGGCAUACUCACGCCAGUUCUGAACCUCGUCAACAACGCCAUCAGCCCGGUCACGAGCUCGCUCAAUUGCCCUGCUCUGCUCACCUUUGAUCAGAGUAAGUUCAAUCAGUACCCCGGGUACAAGUAUCACCCGAAGAUUUAGACAUAGCGGAUCCUUGGUUCCGUUGGCUGUCGGGCGUCGGUGAAGCGGGUUACGGCUUGUUGGACUCUCAUUGAGGAUUGGAUAUGGAGGAGUGGAAGUAUAUGGAAAUUGUAAAUCGAGGAAAUAACGUGUUUCAGC